CAAAUAUUUCUGGUGGCGUGUGAGCGUUAUAUGUAUAUGAAACAGACAUUUUCAACGAUUAUCUACCAGUAGACCGGGCCAUCUUUGGCGGGUAAAGUAGAACCACAUAGCAGAUCGAAAAGUCUCACUUUCUUGUUCAACGUCUUCCUCGUUUUCCUUCUUCUUUCAGACACCUUCUGCGGCAUCACUCGUUGUUCUUGUUCCUUAUGUUAUUUGGUUUGUAAUGAGUUCUAAAGAGCUUCGAGCCUAGCUAAUAAUCUAGUUAGCCGGAGUCAAGAGAGUAUAUUUAUUACUAUUCUCUCCAGUCAGCUUCAUUAUUCUUCAUCACCAGGACUCAAUAUGGGGAAGCAUAUGAAAAGCGAAAGUUCGAGUCCAAGACAUGGAUAUAAUCACAAAUCAGGCUGGUUAGCUGGAAUGCUUCAUGUGUUUGACUUUCACCGUUGGAGAACUAAGAACCGUCCAAUCUGUUGGAAGACUCCACGAACCCAUUCCCUUGUGUAUGAAACUGAUGAACAUGAACCUUUUCUUGAUUCUAAGAACGGACACUCAAAGAUUGUUAGUGCAGAAAAGCCAACGAGACAAUUGACGAAGAUGAUGACAACAAAGCAAGUAACUGAGUAUAUUGAUUUUCUUGAAAUCCUGAGGAAAGAAGAUGUUUCUGUCAAGAUACUGAAAGAUCCAAACUCGGAGUUUAGGAAGCAAGUGCAUAUCAAGUCUAGUCCAAGAGUCUUGCCCAAGUCAGGCUCCUUUCCUCUCUCUCGCUCUUCACGUCCCGCUAGAAUCGAGCACAAGCUGAAGGAGAAUUGGUAUGCUCCAAAACAGAAGGAUACCGUCUUAACUUUAACUGUUCCAAGCGAGAGUUAUCAAGAACACAAACCAACCUUACCUUCUUCUCAUGGCUCAGCUGAUGAGCAUGGAUUCAACCAUGCGGUGAUAAAUGGAUUUAGAGAAAUCAAGAAGAUGCUCAAGAACGCUCUUAAAGACCGAAAACAAACCAAGAAAAAUAAGAAGUAUUCAGCAGGCUCAAAAGAUGAUUCUGUGGGGAGAUAUCAUCUCUUGGAACAGAGUUUUGGAAGAAAAAGUGGUGACUUGCGUUCCAAGAGCUUAAAACUUUCAUACGAAGAGAAGAAGAGCCAACUGACAGAUGGUAAUAAACCACAAUUCUUCAGAAGGGUUUCUUCAUUGUCCAGCCUUGAAGUUCUUGGUUCGUUUCUGACCGAACCGCCCCGAGAUAGUUCUACUAGGAAAUCUGUAGACCUAGAUACUAGCUUGGGAGCCAAGAAAUCUCUAUCGUUGUCCGAAUCACCACUAAUAACAGAAAAAGAAAAGGAGCAAGAAGAAAGAAGCCAAGAAAAUCAAGUAAGCCUACAACAAGGUCCAGAUUCAGCUCCAAGUUCUUUGGACAAAACUGCACAAGGAACAGAGACUUUACUCUCACAAGGUUUAGGUCUAAGUUCCCUCGAGAGUUACAACCAUGAAGAAGAAGAAGAUGGAGACGCCAACUUCUGUUACGUAAAGAAAGUUCUACAACUUUCAGGUUUUCUUGAAAACGUUUACCACGGAGAAAAAUGGUACUCAGAGGAACAACCACUGAACCCAUCACUGCUCUACGAAGUCGACAUGAAAGAAGAAGAAGUGAGCAAAGAGCUUCUCUUUGAUUUGGUUAACGAAGCAAUAGCUGAGACACACAACCAAUCACACAUCUAUUUCCCUAAAACAUUCACUUUUUCCUAUCCAAAUGAGAAACGUUUUCUUGAUGAGGUAUGGGGAAGAGUAGAGUGGAGCCUCUCAGGGUUAGGAGCUGGGAAUAGAGAUCGCUCAUUGGACGAUAUUGUGGGAAGAGAUCUUACAAAAGGUGAUGGAUGGAUGAAUCUUAGAGGUGAAACCGAAUGGUUGACUCUUGAGAUAGAAGAUCUGAUUUUUGAUGAAGUUUUAGAUGAAAUGAUUUGUGUUUAUUAGUACUUACAUAUGUUGUAAUAAUAUUUAGUAGUUAUACAUACAUACAUGUACAUAUAUGGUUGAGUUGUAAUAUAUUAUGAGAUGUGCAACUGACUUUGAGAUGAUCUUUAGUAAUGGUCAACGCAAGCUAUUGUCUUCACUAUUUUAUUCUUUCAAUUCAUGGGUUUUAUAAUUCGUAUUAAUGGGCCGAGCCCAUUAAGUUAAAACCUUGACUUCGGUCUAGUUUGUUACGUAAACGAGGCGGGCACGUAGGAAGUAUGUAAUGAAUAAUGGAUUCGAGAUGGAUCAAAGAGCCAAUUAAAAGUGAAUGCACUAGUUCAUGACCCUGAAGGGGCAAGAAGAAGCUAACGUCGAGGCCCUGCUGUUUUGUAAUGUCCCUAUCUACGAUAAUGUGUUUAUUCCUUUCUUUUUACUUUAUGAGAAGUAGCGUAGGUCGUGGAUUCGAAAGAAGCUUAGACAGAGACUCAACCUAAACAAGAUUGUGUGGUUCUUGAUUAGUCUUUUGGUGCUCCUCAAUAUGACUCAAAACUUUUACAUUUUCUUCUGGCUACAAAAUUUAAACUGUUUCUAACUCUAUCUACUAUAUGAGCUUUACGUGAAUCACGUGCCACACGAGUCACGUCCAUCUUCAAAAUUAUGCUAUUCUACAUGAUAUCACGUUGACUUAAAACCACAUGGAGAUUUCAAAAUAGAGGAUAAUGUUUCUUAGUAAACAAUUUUCCCGCACGCAUAAGAUAUAAGAAGAAAGGAUGUUGCACCUCCCCUAAAUAUAAUAUAGCUUGUGUAUACACACAUACAUAUCUAUAAGGAGCACAACUUGGAGCAACUUGUUUGACAUAGUCUAAUACUCUAAUUAGAUAAAUACUUUUUGACAAAAGAAAACUAGUUAUAUAGUCAAUGAAACUAGACGUGCUGAUCGAUUUUUUUAUAGAAUAGUCUUAUUAGAUAAUGUUAACAUCUAUAUAGUUAUUUUUUUAGGGCGACUUUUUCGUAUUCCCUAAUAAUUUGUCGGUCUCCAUCUAUUCUUGCUGAAACUCAAAUAAAACAUUAGCUUUUAAAGCCACUACAUGUCCAACAAAUGUUUAUUUAUAUAAUUAUUAAAGAUUUUUUAACUGAAAAUAGAUUUCGUUUAGUCACUAUAGAAAAAAGAUUUACAAGGAAUCUUUAACAUUGUGUAAGUAGAUUUGGUUAGGGAUGAAUCUUCGUAGGACGACUCAUAUGAUGUAGUUAGGCGUAGAUUUUCAUAAGACAAGUAGUAUUAUCAGUUGUCGAAUCGUUUAUGUAAUUUUUUUCAUAAAAUGUAAUGUCCUAAUAAAUCAACGUUAAAAAAAAAAUUUGAUGAUGUUUCGGUUGAAAUACUCUUUGUGAUAACUUUUUCAAAAGCAAUUAUUUUGAUUGUUGACCAAAUAAGCAUUAAUUAUGCUGACUUUGUCUAUACACGAAAUGACACGUGUAUGGUGGAGACAAUAUUCGAAUCUUUCUCGUCUUCUAUAAAUGCAGACAAUUCCCUUUGUUCAAGUCACAGCACAAAGAAGAAGAAACAAAAAUUACAACUAUUUUAAAUCAAAGAGAAGUAAGAGAAGAAAUGGCAGGUUCUAACUGUGGAUGUGGUUCCGCUUGCAAAUGUGGUGACUCUUGCAGUUGCGAGAAGAACUACAACACGGAGUGUGACAACUGCAGCUGCGGGUCAAACUGUAGCUGUGGAGACAACUGCAGCUGUUGAAGGAAAACCACAUGCAUGCAGGAAAACUGGGAGAAAUAUGUGUUUGAUGUUAAGAUACGUGUGUGUGUUUGAAUAAAGAUUUGGGUUUUAUGUUGCCUAAUACCUCUCUUAACGUUUGACUUUUCCUGCUUUAUAUCUUUAUACGUGUGGUGUGUAAUGUUUUCAUUUGUAACCUAAUUAAGAAAAAAAGAACGAAAAUAUCUAUUGACUUUUGGGAGUAUUAA
Brassica rapa (field mustard) is the source of this 3906-nucleotide messenger RNA. Its product is annotated as protein TRM32. The record is from RefSeq and is a predicted model, not a curated record. Lineage: Eukaryota; Viridiplantae; Streptophyta; Magnoliopsida; Brassicales; Brassicaceae.